Molecule: messenger RNA, 8972 nt
Organism: Pocillopora meandrina
Lineage: Eukaryota; Metazoa; Cnidaria; Anthozoa; Scleractinia; Pocilloporidae
Source: the annotation of a GenBank genome assembly
AUGUCCCUACCUUCAACUGGAUGUGAGUUAAAUAUAGAAACAAAUGAAUUAUCAACAUAGUAAACCAAAAAGAGAGACUUUUUAAAUAGUGUGAACAAGCCUUUUUUCCCCACAAAUAAAGAGAGCUAGCAAUUUCUCAGGCCACCAGUUUAAGCAUCUAACAUGUUAGUCUCCAACUUGAGUAUUUCAGGCAGGAAAAAUCAGAUUAUUCACUUAUUUUUCUUGAAAUUUGUACCUUUUGUCAUCUUUCCCACCUCCCUAAAGAACUUCCAAUAAGGACCCUUCAUGGGUUGGUAUUGGAAAAAGGGAGAAAAAAACUGCUCAUGACCACAAGAUAGAAAUGUAUUUUUAACCAACAGAGAAACAUCAGCCAAUCAAAUAUUACCCUCUAAAAGAUUAGAUUUCAUCAGUGACAACAAAGCGUCCAUAAUUUCCUAACAAUUCAAUUCAUUUUUGCGAGCCCUGCUGGGGAAGAUAGGGGAGGUGGUGCCCAUAGAAUUUCCCGGCUUGUGACAAGAAAUCCAUCAUUACUCCUUGAUUUCAACACCUGAAUCAAGCAACUAAUGACUGCUAUCAUAGACUGCUUAAUUACCUCUGAUGUUAUCAUUUUGAUCUAUCCAAAGUCAAUGCUGCAUCCCCAUCAAUGGCAACUGUUGUAACCAAUGCAAGUUCCAGACAGCCAACAGUGACCCCAGCUGCAUCCAGCUUAUCUCUACCAACAAAUGGACGUGAGUUACACAUAAUAAUGAUUUCACAACAAAAAAUGAAAAAGUAACAAAAUGGAAUCAAGAAAUUGGCCACUUCAAACAGAAAAAUCCAACAGACAAAUGCUAAUUUGUGAGUGCACAGUGUAAGUUUUGCCUAAAGUAUUUUUUCCUAAAAGUGUUAAUUUUAGAACUGAUGGGAAAUUUCAAUGCUGUUGUGUAAGGGAUUUUUGUCUGACAAUUUGAUUUUCAAUCAACACGAAUUUAGCAUUCUUAAGUUAUAUUAUUUUGCCUGGAGUGUUAAGAUAAUUGUAACAAUUUGUGCAAAAUUAGCCUAUACAAAUUUUUACUUUUUUUAAGGGAAACUAGAAGGUACCUUACCCAGAUGGCCAGAAACUCAAUCAGGGCUGGUGAGUUUUACUACUUUACCCACAAAUGUAUAUUCAAUAUUCUGCAUGAGAUAGAAGAAAACAAGAACUUGAUUGAACAAUGAAUGAAUGAUUAGACGCCAACUUUUUCAAAAGCCAUAUGUAGCACUUUCCUCUUUUUAAAGUAUGAAUAAAACUUGGCUUUUGCACCUAUGGAAUGCUUAAAACCUAUGCACUGAGCUAAAUGUGAGUAUUUUGUUUUGUCUUCUACAUGUAGAUGUAUAUCAACUCCAAAUUGAUGAUUCAGAUGGUAAGAUUGUAGACCAUGAAUCCAGUUGUGAUGUUUUGAAUGUGGCUUUAUAAAUAACACCUGCUGAUUCCAUUGGACAAACAUACAAUUUUCAUAAGGGGUUCAAGAGAGAUUUGAAAAACUAACAUUUUGGAAGGAGCUGAGAAAACACAUAUACAGACAUGAUCUAACAAAGAAAAGAAACUUCAAAGAUAAGGAUAUAGCAUAAUAACCACCAAAAACAAUGAAAUUAAAAGGCAGAUAACUACUUUCUUCCAUGGUAACAGAGAUUGGUAGCUUAAAGAGAUGACAUAAUACUGAGUGACCUUGCUCACCUCAAGCCUCCUGUAGUUUAGUGGUUAUAAUAGUAUCCUUCCAGAGUGCAAAUGGUAACAGGCUCCAAUGUCAUCUGCAGUCAGAUUUUUUCUGUCCCAUGCUCUUGACAAUAAAUAUACCUGCUAUCCAGAGAUGAUACUGUAUGUUCACUGAACUGCAUUUUAAACACAACACUGUUUGUCAAUUUACCACAGAUGAGGAAUUGCUACAGAGUCCUUUUGAAAACAACGGAGAUACUAAUGUUCUAACUUUUCCCCAAGGUAAGUGCGACAGUCAAAUAAGAAAUGUGUUUAUUGCCACGAUCAGAUUUUUCUUUUUUUCUUUUAUUCCCCACCCUGAAUUUCCAGCAAAGUGAGAUUUGGCUAAAUGUGGGCUAUAGCAAUCCUUGCCCGAGUAACUGUCAGGCUGUAAUCACAAUAUAGUGAUGUUCCCUUACAUUUUCAUCCAAGUGUUCCAGCGACAGGCAAGGCGACCUGUGGUAACAUCAACUUCAACAAGGCCAACUAGUUCUAGCACAUCAGGUAGUAUUUUAAAAUAAGUGAAUUAAUAUGAAUCCUUUAACUCCCAGAAGUGAUUAAAAUGUGACUUCUCCCUAUGCUAUCCAUACAUUAUCCUGCAAACAGCUAAUGAGAAUACUUAAAGUUAUUGGGUAGAAGUUGUUAUCUUGAUCUAACACCAAAUUCUCAUCACUAAAUUACAGGGAAACAUCUAGCGACUCAAAAGGAGAAUUAACAAUUAGAUCUCAGUAGUGAGAGAUAAACAUUACAAACGUGGCUUAAUGAAAUGCACUGUUUGUGCAACUCCAUGAAAACAGACAAGAAAAUGAUGUUUAAGCAAAUGCAAGUGGAAUUAACCCUUGAUCUAGUAUACAUUUAAAUACAGUGAAAAAUACUUGCUGUUCAGAAUAGAAUAGAAUGCCAGUUUUGACAUAGUAAAUGCAUGUGGAUGAGACCGGUCCCAAUGGAAGGGCAUCAUUGUCAUCUGCAAGCAGGGUUCAAUAUUAUUGUGAUAAUUUUGAUUUUCCUCCAAUUUGCUAUAGAAAGCACUGUACUCAUGUAUUUUUCAAAGCUUAGCUGAAAAUGGUCUAAAAACUUAUUUUUGUGUCAUGUGUGACAAGUAAAUUGAGUGGACAAUUAAAAUGCACCUCUGUGCAGCUCAACACUGAUAUAAUUGUUUUUCAGGGUUCCAUGGCGAACCAUUUUAUGGAGAUGGAAUGCAAGGUAUGAAGAUGUUAUCAUGACUUUUGUUUUCUUUUUCUUUUUUUUCUUUGGGGGGUGGAUGGGGUUGUUUAUAUUUAUUUCUUCUCCAUUGUCUAAUAAUGUCCUAAAAUCUCAUUGCUUUAACAGUUGGGACAGUUACAGAAGACCUCUCUUUACAUGGUGUACGAGGUAAAAUGAUACAAGUUUAAACUGAUUGUUUUAAAGACAAAAAGACAAUGAGGAUUCCCCAGAGAACUGAUUGGAGGAUAAUUAUCGACAAAAUGAAGGAACUGUUCACAACUGAUCUUUUCCACAGGUUGCAUGCACCUGGUCAAAUAUUUAUAAAAGAAAAAAAAAGCAUAAUGUGAAAUUAUUUUCACACUAGACUCAAAUAUACAGGUUAGAUACCUAGUGAAAAGUCAGGACAUGUAAAAAUAAAACUGCAAAUACAUGCCAAAUGAUACACUGCACAUAGUUAAAUUGCCUCAAUGCACUGAAACCAGUUUAUUUGCAGAACUCUUUUCAGAGUGCAAAAUAUGAAGUAGACUAAAGCAUGAAUUUAAGAACAUGAACCAAUCAAUUGAAUAUUUGACUUUGUUUUUUCAUUUUGUUUACAUGUGCGGCACUCUUCAGAUUAAGUUUUCUUAGCUAAAUCCAGAUUGAUUUGGUGUUGUUUUGAAAUUAACUUGUACAUGCACAAUACUUUUCUAUGUAUGUUUAUCCUGCUUUAUGAUUAAAUACCUACCACACCCCUCUUACAACACUCAACCAGUUGUGCUUCCUUCUGGACACUUGAUCACUAAUUAUUAUUUAUUUUUAUUUUAGGAGCUCCCUGCAACACUCAAAGCAGAACCAGUGAGGUUUGGAGGUGCGAGAAUAUAAUGGAGGUGGCUAGAAACAAUGUGGAACUGCCUAUGCUGCCACUCCUAAAUCAUUCUUUUGAAGAGGUGACUAAAUACAAUUAUUAAAAAGAAUUAUUUACAUUAAGUAAAGACUAUAAUGCAAUUGUUAUGAUGUUACAGGCCAAUAUUCAAUUCUGUUUUACUCAGUAUUAAAUUUAUACCAAAUUCCUAAUUUACCUACAGAAUAAAGCACUUAGAUUGUAAAUUCAUUCCUGUCAAAUGACAAAAACCAUUUUGCUUGUUUGCUCUUUAACCAUUUAAAAUUGACUGAUGGUUUUAUUAUAAAUAUAUUUUUUUUUGUAUAGUUAUGCUGGCAAGCACAAGAGGCUAGGCACCCAAUAGUAGCUGUCCUUCUGGACCCAAAUGGCCCGAAUGAUUUAAGGGAGGACAUGCUAAGGUAUUGACAAUCUGUACAAAUAAUGCAGAUGAGGCAGGUAGGGCUGUAGAAGCCAAGUGGUUAGACAGAAAUUUACUUGGCUUACAUUGGUCAUUAAUGCAUAAAAAUGAAAUCCUCCAUUUGUUAUUAUUACUUUGGCAAGGGCUCUUCAAAGAAUGAUGGCAGUAGGUUCCAUCAAUGAGGCUGAAUGGCUCUAUUGGGGAGCUGAAACCUCAUCAGAAGAAGGAAGGAAAGGUAGGAUCAAAUAGUUACUUUUCUUUAUGGUCAAAACCUAAAAAAACAUUAAUUUUUGUCAUUGUUAAGUUUAUUAAUUAUGUGCAGUAUUGCUAAAAGCUGAUUAAGUAAACUGCUUCUUGCCUUUGCUCAUCUGACCAACUACACAAAACAACCCUUACAUGUGAAACUGUUUGAAAUGCAAUUCACUCACAACAGAAUGAUUGUAUGCUUGUAAGACUAUACUACACUAAUAACUGGCAAUAUAACUCUAAUUUAAAGAUCAAAUGUUGUUUUCAUGAAACAGUCCUUGGGCUAUAUGUACAUGAAAGAGUCAAUGAAGACCAGAUCAUCUUGUUAGUGCCCUCUCCUCAUCAAAAUCCAGUCUUUGUUGCACGCAUACAAGGUAAUAACCUGUUAAAGAGAUGAUUUCAGAUCAGAUUUUUCAUGGAGUCACUUUUUUCAAUGGCCUUUAUGACAACUACAUAUUUGGUGAUGAUGAGCCAAACCUGCUAUAAAAAUGAAUGCGACGUGUAAAUGCCUACAAAUGCUGUGGUUUUUUUCAUUAUCAAGCAAAUUUCAUCCUGUCUUCUAUUCCGAACAGCUGGUCCAAGUCUCAGACUCUCAAACUUAUUUUCAUAGGAGGCUUUGCACAUGGUGAAAAUCCAGAUUAAAAUUGGCCUAUAAUAAAAAACUCUCUUGAAUCAUUUUUAGCAUCGGAUGCAAACAACCCUAGCCUUGGAAGCGUAUGCGAGAGGGUCACCAUGAUGAUCCAAUCACUUGUGUUGCAAAGGUAAUUUUGUUUUUUAAGAACUAUUAUUGAAAUCUUACAGAGCAAUACACCACACCUCUGUUUAACACUUCACAUUAACCAUGUUACGCUGUUUACACAGGGAACAACUUGCCCACCGGCGAACAGAGGACAGAUAGGAAAAAGAAAGAUAAGAAAAGUAAAGAUGAAGGAGAUGCUGCUGAGGUAUAACCUUAAGGCAUCAUUUUCAUGGAAAAUUAUGUGAAUACAUUCCUUUAUUCAUUUUUUCAUGCCUUUACAUACCUAACAGGAAAGGAACUUAUUUCAAUUGAAUUUCCAAAGGAGAGUACAAGAACUUAGAGGAGCUGCAAAUCACAACUUAGAUUCAACUAGCCAAAUUAUGUUUUUGUGAGUCAAAUUCAGCUGAAUUACAAUAAUUAAAAUUUGAAAACACUCACACGAGGUUCAUUCAGAUGAAAACCAGGUUUAAUCAACAGCAAGGGUGAUUUCAGUGAGAACUACUCCCAGUUGGAAUUUUCAGAUGGAGGGGAGGGGUGUUAUCAGAAAAAUCCCUUUACCAGUUUACAUUCAGAAAUAUUUGAAUUUUUUUUUUUGGUUAGGUCAGACAGAAGAGGAAAAAAAGGGUUGCAUCUCCUCCACCAGGCGAGGACUACACAAAAAUUAUCCUUCGCCUCAGUGGUAAUAAGAAAAUUGGCAGGCGGUUUAGGCCAAAUGCUUUAUUCCAGGUACAUUAGAGUACUCAUAUUUAUGUACCCAGAAUGUCACAGUUUUAGAGAAAUUACUACUGAUUCAGGUUGAAAUUAUAACCAUCUGCUAGUUUAUUAAUUCACUUGACUAAAUUAAGCACUGGUAAUCCCCUAAGUACAGUCUCACUAAGGGGCAAAAGCAGAUGAUCAUGACUUUCACUAACACACUCAUGGAUUUUCCUUGUUUACUACAUGUAUCUUAUGGCUAGGUCAUGAUUCCUGAGUGCAUUAUGCCACCACCAUAACAAUGCCACCUCAAUUCCAGCUGUUACUCUGCAUGUACUUGAUACAAAUAUUUUGUCUUUGUAAUUAUGCAGGAAGUCUAUGACUGGGCAGGAUCUCUUGAUGGCCUGCCACUACACUUCAUAAUAAUGGAGAAGGCAGCAAGUGGUGCGCCACAGUGAGCAAUUACAGGGUCAUGAGAUCCUGGAUGUAGGAGAAGGAGUAAGUACUUCCUUAAAUUAGGAGCAAAUGAACAACAUUUACUUUCACAUCAGCUUGCCAAUACUUUCUUGUCAAGACAGCAGCUAGCUCCUCACUCAUUCUUCAACUAAAAAGUACACUUUUUUCUCUUGAAAUUUAUCACAGGAAGAAGAGGAGAUAACUUCAUCACUGCAAUCGCAGGUAGGGAAUGUAAGGUUCAUGUACCUUGUAUAGUCUCUAAAUAGUAAAAUUAGUUUAAUUAGAGAAUAGCCUAAACAAGGGGCAUGAUUUACAUUCCUCAAGGCACUGGUGGCCAUCUUAAGUAGUUCCAGCUCCAUGUGAACUGUGGUGCAUACACCAUUUUCUGCACAUCCUGGCUCCAGGUUUUUUGGGAUUUUGAAGCAAAAGCAGAAUGAUGCCAGCUUGUAGACUAUAAACUUAAAAAGUGACUUGUACUGAAUUACACAUUACCUUGCUGAUUAUGGCAUGCACGCCUGCGAAAAGUCUAUAAUCUUACCCACCAGCACAUUGUAUGAUUUAAGUCCUAGCAAAAUAAGUAAGAAAUAGGUUGUUAAUUAAUAUAUGAGGUCAUGCUACCCUUUAUACAACACUUGGAGGAUAGGCAUGCUAACAGGUCCCUCAUUGGUAUGCAUCAUGUAUUCAUGUAAUGUUUAAAUAUAAUGACAUGUUAGCUUAAAAAAAGGUUCAUGUUUUACAUUUCAAUAAGUUUGGUCAUGCUUUAAUAAAAAUUAUUGAGGAGUAUUAUUUGGGAACAUACAAGUUUAGAGAAGCAAUUCUACUAACAAUGAGUCUCACAACCAUAAAAAAAUCAAGUUAAGUAAUGGUCUUGUUUUCAUUUCAAUUAUUGAGGAACACCAUUUGGGAACAUGUAAAGUGUACACAAUUAUGAGGACAUGUUACUUAAUGCAAUAGGGAUAGAUUGACAUCCCUUGUUCCCUGACUAUGAGAAUAACAUUAUAAAAUCCCCUCACCAAUACUUGGGGUGGAAAGACAAAUCCACUUAUUCCCAGUCUCCUUGUACACAUUAACAGUUGAAGUGGACAGACAAAACCCUUAGGGGUAAAAGGUCAACCAUACCCCUAGGGAGGAGGCUCUUCAUAAGCAUCCACACUUGGGGUAGACAAAAGUGCCCCUUGGAACGAGCCUCUUUGUGAACAUUGACACUUGGGGUAGACAGAAAAGCUCCUUGGGACGAGGCUCUUUGUUAGCCGCGACACUUGGGGUAGACAGAAAAGCUCCUCAGGAUGUGGCUCUUCAUGAGUAUUGACACUUGGAGUAGACAGAAAGGCCUCUUGGGACGAGGCUCUUUGUUAGCUGCGACACUUGGGGUAGACGGAAAAGCUCCUUGGGACGAGGCUCUUUGUUAGCCGCGACACUUGGGGUAGACAGAAAAGCUCCUUGGGACGAGGCUCUUUGUUAGCCGCGACACUUGGGGUAGACAGAAAAGCUCCUUGGGACGAGGCUCUUUGUUAGCCGCGACACUUGGGGUAGACAGAAAAGCUCCUUGGGACGAGGCUCUUUGUUAGCCGCGACACUUGGGGUAGACGGAAAAGCUCCUUGGGACGAGGCUCUUUGUUAGCCGCGACACUUGGGGUAGACGGAAAAGCUCCUUGGGACGAGGCUCUUUGUUAGCCGCGACACUUGGGGUAGACAGAAAAGCUCCUUGGGACGAGGCUCUUUGUUAGCCGCGACACUUGGGGUAGACAGAAAAGCUCCUUGGGACGAGGCUCUUUGUUAGCCGCGACACUUGGGGUAGACAGAAAAGCUCCUUGGGACGAGGCUCUUUGUUAGCCUCGACACUUGGGGUAGACAGAAAAGCUCACUGGGAUGAGGCACUUUGUUAGCCACAACACUUGGGGUAGACAGAAAAGCUCCUUGGGACAAGGGUCUUUGUGAGCAUUGACACUUGGGGUAGACAGACAUGCCUCCCUCUUCACAAGCAUUGACACAAACAAUGUCACUUGUUCUAUUGUUUAAGCAAUUCCAUGGAUAGUAGCAGUCAGUUUUACUGUAUAAAGUGUAUGAAGCGUUUUAAAAUUUGUAAAUUUAAUCAAUGAAGGAUGGUGUGAUGCUCAAAGGAACAAUGUGUAUUUUAAUUAUGAUAGUUCGCAGGACUCCUUUGAGCAGCACACUUCCCUUCCCUUUGUUUUACUUGCAGGUGUCCUUCUUUGGGAAUUUUCCUGCCAACAACAACAACAACAACCUUUCUGCAACUGUAGUAGGUAAGAAAACCUUGAUUUUCAUUAACCUGUAAAAGAAAUAGCAUUCUUAGUCCACCAGUGAAAAUGCUUGUAGAACGAUUACCACCCCCUGGUGAUACAUAGUUCAUGAUAUGACAGUGACCCACAAAAUAUUAUUUUGUUUGAAUAAUAACAGACUCAGGGUUUCAGCUAAACAUAAAAAUUGUGAACAAGAAACACAUAGAGCCAAGUAAUUCAACAUUUUCUGUAUGAUCAUAGAUGAAAGCCAAGCUGUGGGAGAUGCAGAGAAAGAAGAAGGGACCAAGGAAGAAGAUCAAGAAGAAAAGCAGGAAAAAGAAAAGGAAGAGGAAAAAGGAGGAAGUAAUGAAGAAGAAAAAUUGGAAAAUGGAGAUAAAGGAGGG